Molecule: messenger RNA, 3582 nt
Organism: Gasterosteus aculeatus aculeatus (three-spined stickleback)
Lineage: Eukaryota; Metazoa; Chordata; Actinopteri; Perciformes; Gasterosteidae
Gene: bri3bp
Product: bri3 binding protein
Cellular component (GO): mitochondrion
Source: RefSeq, a predicted model, not a curated record
AAACGCCAACGUCGUAUACGGGCGAUGAGUCAUUGAAGGCAUCACGGCUCAUUACCAUUAUUACGGUGAAGCGCCUCUCAUCUUCUCCAAGGUGUCUCUCAAGACAGCCCGCUGCCGGCCCCUCUCCUCCUUGCCUCUCAUCGAUCCAUUCCGAUACAAAUUUCCGCUCAACAUCUCGGGACUUUUUGUUCGCCAUGAAGGGGAUCGGGGUCUUCGUGGUUUUCUUGGUGCUUUCCGCCUCCGUGCUGAACACAGCCGAAGCGGGCAGGAGCAAGACCAGCAACCAGAACAGCUUCCGACGGGCAGCUAACGGCGUCUACCAGACCCUCAGCGGGGUCUUCGGAGAGGACAACAUCAGAGGGCUGUACAAGUUUUUCUCCAAAACCACGGAGCGGUUUGUCCAUGGAGUGGACUCGUUCCUCGACACAAUCUGGAAGAUCUGGUCAGAUUUGCUGGACGUGAUGGGCAUCGAAUCCUCCAACCUCAGCCACUACUUCAGCCCCACAUCUCUCACCAACUCUCCGGCGCGCGCCCUGCUGCUGGUCGCCGCCGUGCUCGUGGCCUACUGGUUCCUCUCCAUGUUCCUGGGCGGCUUCUUCUACCUGCUGCACGCCGUGUUCGGCCGCUUCUUCUGGCUGGCGCGCGUCACGCUCUUCGCCCUGUCCUGCCUCUACAUCCUGCAGAAGUUCGAGGGGGACCCCGAGCGCGCGGUGCUGCCGCUGUGCUUCAUCAUGGCGGUGUACUUCAUGACGGGGCCCGUCGGAGCGUACUGGCGUCGGGGAGGAGGGGCCGGUUCGCUGGAGGAGAAGAUCGACCACCUGGACACUCAGAUCAGGCUGCUGAACAUCCGGCUGAGCCGCGUCAUAGACGGCCUGGAGCGCGCCGGGGACCAGUAGGUGGGGCGGGGGGGGGGGUGUAUGGCAACUACGUGGAGUGGAUGUUUCCUGUGCACAUCUGCAGCAAACACAACUACUGGGUAUUUACAACUCUAUGGUCAGAUGGGGGACAAAACUAGUUUUGUAAAACAGUAUUUUAACUGCUUGAGUUAUUAUUAUUUUUUAGUUACAGGACGCCGGUGUGAACGGUUGACUUGGAGCUUACACAAUUCAAGCAAACCUUUUUUUAAAACCUUUUGUUAGGUCCGUCUCAAGGCUUUGAUUGAAACGGUUUUGCUACAUUUGAGAUGUUCAUGGUUUUCUAAAUGCUGGCCCACGUUCUUCACCUCAACUCCUUUUUUGGAGAAACUCCCUAUUUCAGGUUAGAAGAUUUCAUCCUUAAAUCAUCAUCAUGGUUAUAGAUUUAUUUAUUCCAAUUUCAAUCCAAGAUGUUAAUCUCACAGGUCCCCUGUUUCAGUAAGUCCCCGUCCCAUAGUGGCAAUAGUUUGACAUCAGGACCUCUUUUUCAUUCUGUGGGUUUGUGUGUGGGCACGAGCAAAUGCGUCUGGGUGACUUACUCAAAUGUGUGGGCAUUAUUGUGUAUGUGUGUGUUUUGUGAAAUGAAAAGCACCGUAUUGAAGAGUGAAUAGAAAUGCAGAGAGGCAGCGAUAUCUCAGGGACUCAACCAACACGCAUGGAGAUUUGGAAAAGAGUUAUCAGGUGGAUUCAAGUCAUCUCUCGGCCUGUUUGAGUCACUGAACAGUUUUUUCAAAUCCGGUUUGGAAUCUGUCUCGGCAACAUAAAAUACUUGAUAAAUCUGUGCAUUUCGUGCUCUUGUAUCAUGUUUAGUUUGCAUCUUAAUGCAUCUUUGAUCCAGUGUGAACAGGAUCAUUAUCUCAAUUUGAUUACAGGUUGAAUUUGGUUCAGUGCCUUUUGAAUCUGUAGCAAAAACACAAGCGGCUACUGUACAAGUGAUACUUACCAAUAACUUAAUGAGAGAUUUAUGAUUCAUGCAAGUUAUUAAAUUGAAUCUUUGCUCUCAACACAGGCUCGCUGUGCAUCGAUGUAUCAAAAUCCUUUUUUUUUUUUUGUGUUCUAGGGUUUUCAUAUCUUUUUCUUCUUUAUUAUUUUGGACAGAACGAUCCCUUUCUAAUCGUGUGCUGCAUGAAAGACUUUUUUUCCCGGCCUUGCUCCUCUAUGUUUAAAACACCUCUUUAUUUAUAUUCAUAUUCCUCUUGGCGCAGCUUUUUGAAAUUGAAAUCUUUUGAAUCUGCACACUGUAGACAAAUGUUUUUAUACAAAUGACCCUCAUGCUGUGCAAAUUUGCAAGGGGGAUGUAAAUUUACUUUCACAUUAGAAAGUUGAUCUUCACAAGGUGGCGAUGUGGCACUUAUCGUUCAUGACAUUACUUGGGCCAAAGAACCAACUCACGCUCCCUCCUCACUUUCUCCAUGUAGUCGGGGUAAAGGGUUCAUUUCUUCCUUGGAGAAGGAAAAUGUUGCAUCAACAAAAUACCGGACGGAGACCCAUUGGCUUAGUGAUCAUUCAGUACAGGCGCUGGAUUCUGGUAUUGGAGGCAUCGUCUUGCAUUUCAUCCUUAUUUUCAGAAUAAAUUUAAACUGGUCCAAAACUAGUUCAAUAUUUGACUACAGCUUGUUUUCAUGUGUAUCAAUUCAUGGAAAAUAUCUUCCCCCAACACCCAGUUCAUCCCUGCAGUGCCUCCCCGCCCCCACGUAGCCAUAGUAACCGGAGCCUUCUUGCAUGACGUUACAUUAUACAUGUUGUUUUCUGACUUGGUAGAGAACCCUCCCGAAAUGUGUUACGUGAUGAGUUAGUGCAAAGUUAAUUAUUAAAAUGAGUGAAUUGUUAUCAGUCUUUUUCUGUGUUAUGACAACGUGCUCGCUGAUUACUGUACAGACCAACUCCUCACACAUGGGGGGUUUCACAUGUGUGAACAUGAAUUGUCCUGUGAUCUGUUGGGAAUCUCAGAAUGCGAAUCGUGUAAAGCAGUGUUGGAGGAGCAGCUCGGUGGAUGUGGUAUUAAUGGCAGUGUUUAGUGAAUAGCAGUGCCCGGUUAUGUUAUGGAACGGAGGUUUUCUACCCAGUUGUCUAUGAAUCAGGGUUUGAUGUGACAGAAUUUUAAAAGAUUCAUGAUUUCCACUCACCCUCGUUUUUUUUAUUACUACUUUCUUGCAGCACAAAAAUGUAAAUUUCCGAGACAAAAACCCGCUUGAAAACACAAGCUGUGCACCUAAAGUUCGGCAUGUAUGUGCCACUGUCCGUUACCACUCGGGUUUUAGAAGUUGCGAGUGGAUCUUUUAAUUGACAUUUCUCAGCACUGAUUGAAUGCUACAUUCAGAUUUAAUCUAUUCCAUGCUGAAACGGCUAAUAAUUCCAUAAAUGUACUGUACUGUAUCCUACUUAUUACUAUUAUUCCAUGUCUCCUGCUUUUUAUAACAUGCUGUGCAAAUAAUAUGUUUAAUUUAAGGCCAUUUUUACGAGUGUUUUUUUCAGUUCAUUAUUCUGUAUUUUGACCUUAUUUGGGUCUUAAUAUUUCUGUGGUUCAGUGAUGAGGCGAGCGCCAAACUGUUGUUUGCUGUUUGUGUGUGAAUGUGUCUUUAUCAAAAGCUGUUGAUGGAUAAAUUCUUUUUUGUCAGUGAAAAUGAGGUCCCGAUCGAAAUAAAUUAAACACCACAGUAUGACAAAA